Molecule: messenger RNA, 1247 nt
Organism: Hippoglossus stenolepis (Pacific halibut)
Lineage: Eukaryota; Metazoa; Chordata; Actinopteri; Pleuronectiformes; Pleuronectidae
Product: cytoglobin-1
Exons: 4
Coding region: 155-694 (179 amino acids)
Biological process (GO): oxygen transport
Molecular function (GO): heme binding; oxygen binding; iron ion binding
Source: RefSeq, a predicted model, not a curated record
AGAGAGAGAGAGAGAGCGUGUAAAAGAGAGAGUACAGAGGCUCCUCCUCGUCCGCUGCCUGCGUUUCUUGUGUGUUUUUUCCGCCUGUUCUUCACUCACACUCUCGCUCAGCAGACAUCCAGUGGUGGAGGGCAAAGAUUCUCACUGGCAAAAGAUGGAGAGGAUGCAGGGGGAUGGAGAGGUGGAUCACCUGGAGCAACCAAGCCCACUGACGGACAAGGAGCGGGUGAUGAUCCAGGACUCCUGGACUAAAGUCUACCAGAACUGUGAUGACGCUGGCGUGGCAAUACUAGUCAGGCUGUUUGUGAACUUCCCCUCAUCCAAGCAGUUCUUCAGCCAGUUCAGGCACGUCGAGGAGCCAGAGGAGCUGGAGCGCAGCGCCCAGCUCAGGAAGCACGCUCACAGGGUCAUGACCGCCAUCAACACGCUGGUGGAGAGCCUGGACAACUCGGACAAGAUGGCCUCUGUGCUGAAGCUGGUGGGCACGGCCCACGCAGUCCGGCACAAGGUGGAGCCUGUGUACUUCAAGAUCUUGAGUGGUGUGAUACUGGAAGUCCUGGAGGAAACGUUCCCAGAGGUCGUGACACCGGAGGUGGCCGCGGCGUGGACCAAACUCCUGGCUACAGUCUACUGCGGCAUCACAGCCGUCUACGAGGAAGUGGGCUGGAAUAAGCUCUCGACUUCCACUGGGUGAAACAUUAAGUCUGGUCUCACCUGGGCCCUGCACACAGAGAGACUCCUAUUUUUAUUUUUUUAUUCUUUAGUUUGGCCAGAGCCUCAUUAAAGACGCGGAGGUUUUGAUGUAAUCUAAGAUACUAACGGGCGAUGGAACCCACUAAUUUUGUACUCGUGUAAAGGACCAAACCAUUUAACGGAGCGAGCAAAGAGGAAGAAAAUGCACACGUAAACCCAACAGUGGUCAAGAGGUCACAUUUGACUUGGAUGUGCCUUCUACUGAAUGUGUAAACUGCCAUGUACUGUAUUUUUUUGAGAAUAUAGGACGAGAUGUUGAAUAUCCCUUGUACGUUUGAAGGUCAUCAUCAUCCUUCCAAGUAUCGUGAGGUUUUUACUGAUGUUUCCUUGUCUGUAUGCACUUGUGUCUCCCACUUAUUAAUCAGGCCGGAAAGACAUUUUUUAUAUUUUUUAACAAUUAAUCGUUACGACUUCACUUUUUUUUCUUUCAAUAUGACUCACCUUUGUAUCUGUGUUCAACACACUUUUUAAAAAUAAAACCACAGAGAAAACCA